AUGAUAGUGCUCCAAACAUGGCCGAGGACCAAAACAGUGUUCUGUGUUACCAGUGUUUUGAUGGUAACAUUGUUGGAGGUGGCCAGUUUGAGCGGACCCAAUGUCUGCAUGGUGCAUCAGAAGUACAACGUAACGAAACGUGUAAAAUACCGAGCCCCCAUGUCAGUGAGGACGUACGAGUGGUGCUUGUCUAUGCCACCGAGGUGCUCGCGAUGGAAAACAGAAAUGAGAGACCUGACAAGGCUAGAAACUCAGGAACGAACUGCCGAAGUAGCUGUCUGCUGCCCUGGGUACAAAAUGAAAGACGUCACAUGCGUACCCAUUUGUCCUAACGGAAAAACUGGAAGCAAAUGCUCAGAAGAAUGUCCACCUAACAAAUGGGGUCCCAAUUGCGUUAAUGAAUGCAAAAAAUGUUUAAAGGGAAUUUGUUCACCCGUAACUGGUGAAUGCGAAUGCCUGGAAGGAUGGCAAGGUGAGAGUUGUAAUAUCCGCAUGACUACACCACCUCCACCAGCAUUAAUGGAAGAAUUACUAACAACUACAAAAUCUACUGUCCAAACUAUACCUGCCUCUACUAAAAACACCGUUACAACUACGACUGUAGAACCUACAAUGCCUGUUUCGAGUACUUUGUAUAAUCCAAUAUCUACCGAACUUUCUGCUACUUUUAAUACAGAAUCUACUUCAAAGAUGAUAAUAAUGCCAAAAUCAUCAAUAACGGCAAAACCUUAUGCCUAUAGGAACGCGUCUAUAGCAAUUGAAAAAACUACAACUCGCUCAAAUGUAUCCCAAGUAACUACAACAAAAACGCUUAUUAACUUUAUUUACAAUAGAACCGAAACACCGACAGAAGGUACGUCGCAUAACUUUACUUCUGCGCAUGAUACUGCAACUUCUGAAAAAACAUUGAACACUAAAAGCAUUUUCAAUCCUUUCGCAACAACGCUAGUAUCUCCCAUAAUCACUUCUACGUCUAAUUCAUCUUCAAACAUGUUAACAACUGAAAUUCCGAAAAAGUUUGAUACACAUAUCAAAUUCAAUUCAAGUGCAACAAAAUUCAAACCAAAGGAAAUAUGGAUUAAACCCACUCAAAAAGGAAUAUCGCCUGAAAUUAAAUUAAAAAUCAAUCAAGAUCUUCUCCACGUAAGGAAUGGAACCAAAAAGGAUACAACAGAAAUAACGACACCGAGAACUAUAGUGGUGUCAAUAAUACCAACCUCAGUUUCACAUGCCUCUUUCAAAAAGAUUGCUUUGACAACAGCUUCGUAUUUUGCGAAAACUAAAAAUGUAUCGAGAGCUCAGAACCAAAGUGUAGAAAAUGGUUAUACAAAAUCGAUGACAACAGCCACAUCGACGCAAGCACCGUUUACGAUAAAAAUAUUGACGACCAAACAAAGAAAUGUUUCUAAUGCUUUUUUUUCUAAAAAGGUUACUCAUGCUAAUGUGGUAAAGACAACUUCAAAAAAGGAGCUACUAAAAGCGAUUUCCCCUGUCGCUGUGACUACCACGACUUCCACUAUAAGUCCAGCAGCCAUCAACGCAACAAUUCCCAAAAGUAAAACGACUAACAGCAUGACAAGCGCUUCAAGCACAAUUGGCAAGCCUUCUAAUACGUUUAAUACUUCUAACGCCAUAACUUCACGAACUUUCACUAACAAGAUUUUUCAAAUUACAACUGAAUCUUCAAAUACUUUUAAAAAUGAAAGAAAAUUGUUAAAAGAUGAGACAUUUAGAUCUCAAGAGACUCUUAAAACGACUACUGCAAAGCAAAUAACAAAUGAUAUUAAACAUGUCACAAGUGUUCCUCUUAAAAAGCAAACAAAGAAAACUAAUCAGAAUCAUACUACUAAAAUAAUUGCUAAUAUUAUAAGUACUGAAAGACCACCUGAAGACGAAACGUUUCAUAUUUUAACAGAACCGGAGCAUAUCACCGCUGUAAUGUCUGACAAGGAAAAAGAGAAUAAAUCACUCGAUCUUAUAUCCGUUGUAAGUGUUGCUGGUGGUAUAAUGAUGGCAGUUAUUACGGUUGCAGUAAUAAUAGUUAUGUUUGAAAGGUGUAGGAGGCCUAGAUAUGACGAUGUGAGAAAAAUCAAUGAUAUAAGGAUGCAAGUUAUGUUAGACAACGAUGAUGUUCCUCCGCCUUAUGUGAGGAGUAUUUUUCAUACGCCAUUACCAGAUCCGCCAAUUUCUGCCAAAUGCCACUACCAGCCAAUAUCCACAUUGGAUAGGAAUUUAAAACAAUUUAUGAGACCAGUUGUAGUACAAAAUAUUUCACCAAUCAUGCUUGAGAAUUUUCGAGGCAUACUUGAAUGUCAUUAUGACCAUUUACCGCGAAGAAGUCACGACAUAUCUGCCCGUUCCUCUACAGCGCCAUCUAUAAAUUAUGACGAGAACAGUCACAGAACACUGGCGGAUUAUACGAUUGACGCAUUAAAAUGUGAAGCGAAGUUGGACGUAAUAAAUAACGCCAAUUCAGAACCCCUGUACGCUGAAAUACCGUGCUGGAGGCCACCAUCAGAACACGCUAUUGAAAUCAUGAAUCUGAACGGAGAAGCGGUGACUGAAUUAUGA
Molecule: messenger RNA, 2571 nt
Organism: Leptosia nina
Lineage: Eukaryota; Metazoa; Arthropoda; Insecta; Lepidoptera; Pieridae
Source: the annotation of a GenBank genome assembly